CUUUCUUCCUCUCUCUCUCCUCUUUUCUGUUCUGUUAUUCCCAGCAGUUUAUUUGUUGUUGUGUCUCUUCUCCCUCCUCACAGCCCAGUUCCUUUGGGUUGAAGAAACAGACUCUCUGACUCAAAUUUCGCAGCAGGUCGCUGAGAUCAGGGCACAUUCCCUCAAAACACCACCACCACCGGUCAGACAGACAGAGAGACCCACUCGGGACAGAGAGACCCACUCGGGACAGAGAGAUCCACUUGGAACAGAGAGAUCCAUUCAGGACCAGGAGAGAAUCCACUCGGAACAGAGAGACCCACUCGGGACAAGGGGAUGAUCCACUCAGGAUAGCGAGACCCAUUCUGAACAAGAGAAUCUACCCGGAACAGAGAGAGAUCAAUUUGGAAAAAGGAAUACACCCGGGACAUGGAGAGAAUCCACCUGACACAGGGAGAGAUCAACCCGGGACAAAGGGAUCCACCCACCACAGAGUGAUAACUCCGGACAGGCACGGGAAAGCGGGUUAACCCUGAACACAAUGGAGGAUUGUGAGGUGUAUGAAAGGGACUGUAAAGAAGCUGUCUCCCCAUCUUUUCUCAGAGGGAUCUCUUCCAUCCUGACCCUCCUUGAACUCGCAGUCAGUGCGGGAACAGGGGAUCUCAGCGAGGCCAGCAGUAAACAAUUCAAGAUUGAGAUUGAAUCUGCACAACGAGAGAUCCUGUCAGCGGAGGAGGCUGCGAGUAGGAUUGUUGAUGACGUCGACGCAAGUUGUGAGAAGCUGAUGGUUCAGCACGGCAAAUUGAGCAAGGAGCAGAAGGAACUGCAGAAAUGCCUCAAGUGCACGCAGGAUCAGUUGGUGGAAGCAGAGGACCAGAGGAAACGGACUGAGGGGCAGCUCCAGGCGGCUGCUGUGUCUCUGAAGCAAAUGGAACAGACCCUGAGGGGAGCCAGAGCCAAAAAGGGAGAAAAACAAACGGGGAGAGACAUAGGAAUUGGCCUGAGUUUUGUUAUCCCCUGCAUCGGGAUCCCCAUGGCUGUUGCCUUUGAGAAGGAGCGACUGUACAGGAAGUCUGAAGUGGACGUAGCUGUGGAGGAUCUCUCCCAGGUGAAAGCGAGCAUUAUAAAGGAUGAGGAGGAAUUGGAGAAACUCACCAGUCAGUUCCCUGAACUGGAGAAGAAAAGGGAUGAGACAGCAGAGAGUCUGAGUGUGGUGAGGACAGAGUUACUGAAGUUUAAAAGAUCCAGAGCUGCAUUGGCCAAUGUACAGUGUAAACUCAGGAACUGUUACCAACACCUCUCAGCUCUACACGGGCGAGUAAGUGCAUUGAAAGCUCAGGCACAGCACAUGUACAGCAUGGCUCCCCUGAUCCCAUUUGUAAGGGAAACCUGUGCAGAAGCUCAGCUAGAAGGUCCAGGCACUGAGCUCAUGCUGACUGGCUCACAGAUCCACAAGGUCAUCGAGAGUAUAAGAAUCAUGCUGCCCAAACUGAAGGAUCCUAACCUUUCAGACAUUGCCAGUUAUAUGUAACCUUCUUUCAAAAUGUUUCUUAAUCAGAGUGAAAAGACAUGUGAUUAUGGAGUAAUAACCAGGUAGAUCAGCUGCAGAUGAACAUAGGAACUGAAGUAGAUCAUUGAGUCGCAGAGUACAGCAGGCCAUUAUGCUUAUGCUGACACUUCCAAUUGACUGUCCUUCUCACCUUGCUGUUUCUCUCUUUAUUUUAAAUAAAUGUAUAUAAAACCCAUUUCAUUGGUUGACCUAUACCUUAACUUCCAUCGAGCCACCUCCACUCUGGAUUGUUUGAGACAACUCAUCCCACCAGCCCCCCCAAAAAACACACUGUCUCUCUCUCUCUCACAGACACAC
This is a messenger RNA of Chiloscyllium plagiosum (whitespotted bambooshark), 1846 nucleotides long. The record is from RefSeq and is a predicted model, not a curated record. Lineage: Eukaryota; Metazoa; Chordata; Chondrichthyes; Orectolobiformes; Hemiscylliidae.